Physcomitrium patens is the source of this 1731-nucleotide messenger RNA. The record is from RefSeq and is a predicted model, not a curated record. Lineage: Eukaryota; Viridiplantae; Streptophyta; Bryopsida; Funariales; Funariaceae.
GACUAUUUUCCUCAACAGAAACCAAAAAUAAAUAAAUCAGCACGGCUGUAACGAUGGCCACUCGCGUUGGUGUUAGGCAGGGAGCGAGACGCAUGCCACAGACAUGCUGAAUCGGAGAAUUGCCGUUAUGCUUUGAUUCAGCCCUAAGGUCUUUCCACGGAUUGUGCAAAGUCCCGUCUAAUGUAGAGCCGCUGGCAGGAAAUUAUAAAAGAGGACUUUACUACGUGAGAUGCACAGAACAAUUGUUCAAAGUUAAGUCAUUUUGCCUUUCCGGUCUCCCGUUUAGGUUGAAUUCCUUGUUUCGACAUAGAUGAUGUCUCGUGAGUAUGCUCAAAUAAAUUUACUGUGCUGGAUGAAUAGUUCCGUGUGAUGCGUCUCCAACCUCAAGCAGAACGUUCGAUCGCGGCCUCAGUAAACUAGAAGGAGAGGAAGAUAAAGCCCGGGUCAAGAAGAUUACGCACUUGAGCGAUGGAGCACGAACCAGCUUCGGGAUAAGAUGCUUCAUUGUGGAUCCUAAGAACGUCGUUCACAACUUUGAAUUAUUUUUAAUGCGCGAUGUGCAGGAAUUCCACGCCAACAAGCCCUUCAACUCCGAGAGGAAGUGGGAGUGAAUGUGGAUCACUGUGGAGGGACAUUAUCAGAAGCUAUAAUGAGGCCCGAAUACUCUUGCAAUUCUUCUGAUGGUAGCAACUUCCCGGAGGAAAUAUCUGACCAUUCCAGUGCUACUGCGGGGUCUGAAGAUUUUGUUACUGAGGACGAAAAUACUGCAGCCACUCUUUUUGCUGACAUGCAGGACAACGAACGCAUAUUGCGCUGCUUCUACAAUGCCCUUGCCAGCGGAAAUACAGUCCUAGUGAAUUCUCUGCUGGCCAAAGACCUGGAUCUCUGGUUCCACGGGCCACCCUGCCACCAACACAUGAGCAAGCUGCUGACAGGAAUCAUCUCAUUUCGAUCUGUUACCCUGAUUCCGUCGAGCAUUCUUGCUACUCACAAUAUUGUGAUUGUUGAGGGCGAAAGUUUUUGCCAAGAGGUUGCGUGGGUGCACAUAUGGACAGUCAAGGAAGGCAAACUGGUUCAGCUCCAGGAAUACUGGAACACAGCUGUCUCAAUCAACUCCAGUGCUUGCUUAACUUCGGACUCGUGUUGUUCGAAGCGGCAAUUACCAUUGCAGUCCACAUCUCCAAUUAUUUGGCAGAGCAAACUCUGGCAUGAUGUGAAUAACACCAAACCUGGACUUAUCUUGACUAUAUGAAGCGAAGCAUGCUUUGUUAACUAUUGCGGAGAGGUUGCAAUGUACACCUUUGAUUCAUUCGACCAAGUUGUUGACACCUUUGUAACCGGCUCGAGAAAUAACCCUCAUCUGCUUGAAUAACACUCAUCUAUUUCCUGCGAGAUGUUAACAUUCACAGGCAUCAUGAAAAUCAUGUUGACGAGCCAUCCCAGAUGCGAGAACUAUAUAACUAUUUAUAUAUAUAUAUAUAUAUAUAUAUAUCAUAACUAUAUAACUAUAUAAUUAUAUAUAUCAUAGAACUAUAUAAUGUUCUGUUAGCUCCUGACCUGAUACUGUCUCCCAGUCCUGUGCGUGAUGAGCAAUUUUAGAUCUGUUUCUUAACUUCCGGGUUUGGGCGGGGAAAUAGGAAUGAUGUUGAUAUGAACUAAGUAAAAGCUUGGAUAGCAACGUAAAGUUCCGAUUGAACUUUGUAAGAACAGUUAAUUGAAUUGUGUUCAUUA